UAUUGGUAUUCAUUUUAAGUUUUAGUAUUAAUUAUUAUUUAGCAUUCUUAUUUGAGUAAACUUAAAAAAUGUUACUUCUAAUUGCACACCUAUGUCUAUGUUGAAUAUUCUACACUGUACUUGAGCCAGUUGAACCUAAUUGAAAAUUUGGCCGCAAACGUUUUUAAACAUUUUUACUUAUUUUAAGCUUUUGUCACACCACGUGCCAAAUUUCAAAAUUUUAUAUUUCUCUAGGAAAUAUAUAUAUAUUACAAGCAGACGUCCGCAUCGAUCGAAAUGCGUGACGUGGGUAUGAGACGUUUUGGAUUAUAAUUUGAGUUUUGUCAUUUUUCUUCUUUUUUUUUUUUAUUCCCCAGAGAAAACGACUAGUUGUCGGUUUAUAUUAAAGCUCCUAUUGUCGCGCUGUCUUCUUCGAUGGAUUUCAAUUUUGCACGCAUUGUCUGUUGGUCCAUCGUUAUUCUGGCCACACAAUCGGCCGCGUUUUUUACCCUCUCAGAUUGACAACUGCUGUUGCCGGCCAGGUCUUCGGUCGAGGUCGGGAAAGCGCAUUUUUUUAUCCUAUCGCCAACGUCGUCGAGCCAGGCCGACAGACCCUUUUGUCUGAUCAAUAUUUCUUCGAGUCCUUCGCGUUUCACCCGCGCGUUUUCUAUCUCGUCGCCCACGUCGGCUAUACGGUUCUUGAGACGUUCCAUGGUGGCAAUCAGUUUUUUCCUCGUCGGUUCUUUCUGAAAACACAAAUUUUAACCACAGUCUCCACCGACAAACACAUUGCAACGCAUCAGAUCCCUUUCCCACACCUUCUCCUUCUCUCCCAAGCAAAUUUUGGAUUGGCCACAGUCUAAAAGUUGCUCCUUCUUCUUCGUCCUGACUAUUUGGGGUCGGCCACCCUUGCCCUUAGGACCUGCACUCGUCACGAUCUCCCACAUCAUCUUCACAUAUACCAGCAGUCUUUAAAGCGUUUUCAAUCGCAUCCAACCACCUCUUUUCAUGCUUUCUCUUUUUACCUUUUCAUUAUUAGAUUACUGCUUGUGAUUCCUAUCUUCGCCGCAUAGUCGGCCACAACACGCUCUUGUAGAACUCGCAUUUAAGUUAUUAACCACCUUUCUGUCACAAAACACCAGACGUUCCUCUUCACUUGAUCCAACCGCACUUAAACCUGUGUUUGACAUCCUCACCAAAGCCACUGUUCAUCUGAACAAAAGUUCUUAAGUACUAAGUAACUAUCAACAUCUUGUCAUUUUUUCGCCUUGUCAACCUCUUGACCUCUUCCCAACUCAUCUAAUCCUAAGUCGCUUUUCUUCAGGUGCUAUUCUUCACACUUCAAUCCUCGAGUUAACUUCUUUCAAACUUUCAGUACCAUCAUGUAUCUCCGUUGUAGCUGUAUCUAUUACAGAAUCCUGGUGCACACCAACGUACCGUUUUCAAAGGUUGUUCGUUGACUUCACGACACAAACGCUCGUCGAAAUACUCUGGCGGGUUAUUGUUAUUCUUUUCGGUUGCCGAUAUUAUUUUGUCCAGAAGUAAUUUUCGCUUUGCCCUCGACAACACGUGCCAUUUCCACGGAUCACACUCGUCCGAAUGGUCGUCGACGUACACGUGUCUCUCUUCGGCUACCAGAAUUGUGUUGGAGGCGAUUCGCGAUUUAGUCAACGACUGUCGUACGGCCGCAUACGUAGUCAUACGGGCUGAACGGGGUGACCGGGAAGAACCUGCAAAGUUGAAAACAAUAUUGGGUUUUUUUUUUACACUCCAGAAAACAAACGGUCCGACGACAUCAACACCGAAGAACACGUCCGGCUCGUUUCGAGGGUAACGCGUUAGCGGACGGCUGAAAAUCAACAAAACGCGGUUUUGUACGGAAACGCAGUGUAAAAUACAUCAAUAAAUACUUCUAGUGAAAUGGCCGAGGCGAAUUUGCCCACAGACACUGCGGCCGUCGCCGGCAAAACCGCCCGGAGUCUGUUCUACGACCUGUACCGGGUGGGACCUCCUUAUCCGAACAGCGAGCUGGAAAAGCGCAGGAGAAUACUGAAGAUAAUGAGAACCGACAAAUCGGACGGACCCAAGCCGCCGGCCAGACCGCCGUUUUGCCGGCCCUCGAAAGACAUGCCGCUGCACGAGGUGUUCAAAGACAUAAUGAACACGGACGCGUUCGUCAUGCGAGCCAUGGAAAGAAAGUUCACCUGCGAAUACCCCAAGUGGCAGGUAAACGACCACAGGCUGGAGAACGUCGUGGACCCCGCGAUAAUGACCGCCCUCAAAACCGCUCCGGACCGCCGACGCGAGAAAGACAAAUCGCCGCCGACUACCGCCAACCUAGUCGGUCAGGCCGACAACGCGAGCAGCAAGUUGAGGAAAAAUCUCUUGGAAAAACCAAAUCCGAAAAAUAUGCAGACUUCGGCGGCGCCGGUUGUUAAACAGAUAAACGCGGACAAGCCGGCCAAAACCGAAAAGACGGUAGUCAAAGAAAACAAAUCGAGAAGAACGAAAAAGUCGCCGGCCAAAUAGAUUACAUACCAAAGAAAAAAAAAUCAAGUGUGAAAUCAAAUUUUAAAUAAAAUCUUUGUUGAGAAUUUCUUAAAAUUCCCUCCACAAACGCGUAGUUCUUAUUCAGCGUUGGAAAAAGAUCAAUAUCUCCUCGAAGGAAAGACAUUAGAUCGUGGCAAUUACUAUUUCUAUCCUCCUCCCUCCCUUGCCCUCCCCUCUUCUCACUUUCCCCAUCCAAAAGACAAGGUAUUCAGUAAAACAAGCUAAUUUCAAAUUACAAGAAAGCGCACAGAUGUUAAAAUUGUUCAGAAAUAAUAAAAAAAACUUAAAAUCUCUAAAGACAUGUUAAUAGCGAUGCUACAUGCCAUAAAAUUGUAUACAUCAAAAUACGAAUUAACGGGUAUCAUCAGUCUAAAUUACAACAUUUUAGACCACCAGAAAAACCAAAAAACUAAAACGGCUACAAAAUCUUCACUUGAUGUAUUUCACUUGUAAGCCAAAGAUAUUUUCUAUUUAAACAUGAAUGUGUCACGUCCAUUUUUAACAUUAUUCGGGUCAAACAAAAUAAAAUUCUUUAUCCCAUUGGCGGCUAAAAAUGCGUUUUGUAUUAUCUCUGUAAGUAAUAGUCCAAUUUUACUGAUUGUUUCACCAAAAUGUAGAUCAUUUUUUACUUAAUAAGUAGAUAGCUUAAAUAUAACCAACAAAAUUUAUAUUAUAUUAUACCUACGAUUUCAUGUCAAUCUUUUAUUAAGGAAUAACAGUCAACCGGUAUUAGGAAUAUACUAUUGUUAAG
This is a messenger RNA of Adelges cooleyi (spruce gall adelgid), 3280 nucleotides long. RefSeq lists its product as uncharacterized. Bases 1900 to 2508 code for a protein of 202 amino acids. Lineage: Eukaryota; Metazoa; Arthropoda; Insecta; Hemiptera; Adelgidae. The record is from RefSeq and is a predicted model, not a curated record. The transcript has a single exon.